AUGGGGACUGGGGUUGGUAAUGCCACUGGUGACCCGAUGGGCUUGUGGGGAGAGGCCGCCACGAGGGAACUGGGGGUGGACCGACGAGGGGAGGCUGGGGAACCGGUUACAACAGGAGAUGCAGGGGCAGACCGACGCGGGGAGUGUGUGGUCUUAGUCGCAACAGACUGCUCGGAGUGCGAAACGAGUUUCAAGACGGUCAAUGUCCUGGCGGCCCACCGGUGGGCUCCCACGGGUGAGAAGCCCUAUGGCUGCUCCACCUGCGGCAAGAGCUUUACCAGGUUGUCAGGACUGUGGCAGCACCAGUGGGUGCACAGCAGUGAGCGGCCCUUCACCUGCUCCGACUGCGGCAAAGGCUUCAAGUUGUCCACGAACCUGAAGGAGCACAGGAACCUGCACACUGGGGAGCGGCCCUACACCUGCAGCGACUGCAGCAUGGGCUUCACCAAGUCCAGCAACCUGCUGAAGCACAAGCGCACCCACACCGGCGAGCGUCCCUUCACCUGUGCCCAGUGC
Molecule: messenger RNA, 516 nt
Organism: Amblyraja radiata (thorny skate)
Lineage: Eukaryota; Metazoa; Chordata; Chondrichthyes; Rajiformes; Rajidae
Product: zinc finger protein 22-like
Exons: 2
Biological process (GO): regulation of transcription by RNA polymerase II
Molecular function (GO): DNA-binding transcription factor activity, RNA polymerase II-specific; RNA polymerase II cis-regulatory region sequence-specific DNA binding
Source: RefSeq, a predicted model, not a curated record